AUGACCUCUAGCAAAGAUCAACAGAGCGCUAUCCCCCCCCAGAGCAGAAGCUCAUGGGGCAGUUUCAUCAAGUCCAUCGCUUCCUUCAAUGGAGAUCUCUCGUCCAUGACCGCCCCCCCCUUUAUCCUCUCUUCCACCUCCCUGGUCGAAUAUUCCGCCUACUGGGCGGAGCAUCCGGCAUUGUUCGUGGCUCCUGCAAAGGAGCCAGACCCGGAAAGGAGGGCGCUGCUUGUGCUGAAAUGGUUCCUCAGCACGCUUCACCAGCAGUAUUGCACUCGCAGCGAGAAGUUGGGCAGUGAGAAGAAGCCUCUGAACCCUUUCCUGGGAGAGCUAUUUAUUGGGAAAUGGCCAGAAGAUGGCGAGACUGGAGAGACAACGCUGAUCAGUGAGCAAGUCAGUCAUCAUCCACCAGCUACUGCCUAUGCCAUCCAGAACGAAAAACAUGGAGUCGAAUUGCAAGGAUAUAAUGCCCAGAAAGCUUCAUUCUCGAGCACUAUCUAUAUAAAACAGAUCGGACACGCGCUUCUCUCUAUCACCCCGCCAUCCGCCGACAAAAAUGACCCCGCUCAGAAAGAAACGUAUCUGAUAACCCUUCCUAGCCUCCAUAUCGAGGGACUGAUCUACGGCUCGCCGUUCGUCGAACUGGAGAAGACAACGCGCAUCGUCAGCACCUCGGGCUACACUGCAAAGAUUGACUAUUCCGGCAAGGGCUGGUUAAGUGGCAAGAAGAAUACAUUCUCUGCCAUUUUAUACAAAGAGAGCGAAGGCGAGAAGAAGCCCCUGUACACAGCCGACGGACAGUGGUCAGAUACCUUUGUGAUCAAGAACACUCGGACAAAAGAGACAGAGACAUAUAUGGCCAAACACACGAAGACGACGCCGCUCAUGUUAGCCCCUCUCGAUGAGCAAGAUCUAUAUGAGAGUCGUCGGGCAUGGCGCGACGUAGCCGCUGCCAUUGAACGCGGCGACAUGGAUGCUGUGUCGGUGGCAAAAUCGAAGAUCGAAAAUGCUCAACGACAAUUACGCAAGACCGAGAAAGAGAAGGGCGAGGAGUGGGAGAGACGAUUCUUCAAGCGGAUAAACGAAGGGGAAGAUGAAGUUUUCAUGAAGCUUGCAAAGUCGCAGGGCUAUCUGACAGCUCUUGAAAGCGAUAAAUCAGGCGGCGUUUGGCGAUUCCAGCCUGAGCGAGCUGUGGGCGCCAAACCACCCUACCACAAAGUAGGGGGCGAGGGAUUGGGGCUCUCCCAGUGA
Molecule: messenger RNA, 1251 nt
Organism: Monascus purpureus
Lineage: Eukaryota; Fungi; Ascomycota; Eurotiomycetes; Eurotiales; Aspergillaceae
Source: the annotation of a GenBank genome assembly